AAGGAAAAAAACUGCACCGAGCACCGUGCUGUCUCACACAAGUAGUUUGGUAUGACCAAGCAAACCGAACCGGACCGCGAUCCAGUUCAGAGCUGCAGCCCCGCGGACCGAGAGCAGACCCGGAGACACUGAGGACCCGAGCGGCGCGGCGGGAUGGACAGCGAUGAGGAUAACGUGGAGGAGGUGGUGGAAGGACCACUGGAUGAUGAUGACCUCCCCCACGGCUUCUGCACUGUCACCUACUCCUCCAGUGAUCGCUUUGAGGGCCACUUCGUCCACGGUGAAAAGAACGGGAAGGGCAAAUUCUUCUUUUUUGACGGCAGUACUUUGGAGGGUUUCUAUGUGGAUGAUGCUCUGCAGGGCCAGGGUGUGUACACAUAUGAAGACGGUGGCGUGCUCCACGGGUCAUAUGUAGAGGGAGAACUUAAUGGUCCCGCACAGGAGUUUGAUCCAGAACGUCGCCUGAUCUUCAAGGGCCAGUAUAAGGACAACAUACGCUGCGGCAUCUGCUGGAUCUACUACCCGGACCGAGGCUGUGUGGUGGGGGAGGUGAAUGACGAAGGGGAGAUGACGGGCAAGGGUGUGGCAUACGUUUACCCGGACGGACAGACAGCCCUGUACGGCAGCUUUGUGGACGGAGAGCUGAUCGAGGCUCGGCUGGCCACCCUGACCAACCAGGAGAACGGCAGACCUCACUUCAGUGUGGAUCCAGACAGUCCUGUUUACUCCUACGACAAAUCCACUUCAUCCUGUAUUGCUGGUCACAAAUUGCUGCCGGACCCAUAUGAGAGCCAACGUGUGUAUGUGGGACAGUCAUUGAUUUCUGGAGCAGGGGAAGGACUGUUUGCAAAAACUGAUGCUGCCGCUGACACAGUAAUGGCCUUUUACAAUGGAGUGCGCAUCACACACUCAGAGGUGGACGAUCGUGAUUGGUCUCUAAAUGGGAACACCAUUUCAUUAGAUGAAGAUACAGUGAUUGAUGUUCCUGAACCUUUUAACCACAAAGAAAAAUACUGUGCAUCGCUUGGACACAAGGCCAAUCACUCCUUCACCCCCAACUGCAAAUACGACCCGUUUGUCCAUCCUCGUUUUGGCGCAAUAAAAUGCAUUCGAACAAUCCAAGCGGUUCAGAAAGACGAGGAGCUCACAGUCGCGUACGGCUAUGACCACGAACCUUCAGGAAAAUCCGGCCCAGAGGCUCCGGACUGGUACAAACGGGAGCUGCGCGAGUUUCAGGAGAGGGAGGCGGGACGGGGGGCUAAGGACAAGUGUUAAAAACCCUCACAGAGGACCCCCCCCCCCUCCCCCCAAAGAAAAAACCUCUCGCAUAUCUAAUGCCAAGCAGCCUAAACCCACCUUGACCUGAUCUCCAAAACCGCCCCCCUUUUGCUAUCUUGCUGUUAUGUAGUGCUGAAAAAAAACCUGUUUUUAAUACUCCGUAUGUUACUCUUCCUCUUAACCUGCUCUGAUUUCUUGUUGUAUCCACUCUUUGAACCCGAGGCUAAACAGUACAAAACUGUCACCAGACCUUUUUCCACUUAGAUACUGAAGAACUUGAGAGACUUUUUUGGAGGUGCCACAAUAUAUGGAGCAUAAAAUCUGAGAUUCAGGUAUUUUAAUCUGCAUUUUGUGUAUUUAAAUGUUGAUAAUAAAUUUACCUGACUUUUGAUAAACUUGAAAUUAGGGCUGGAAGAUUAAUCUAAUUUUUAUUCUUAUUGCAGUAUGAGUUUUCACAAUGAACUCAUUGAAGGAGCUGUAAAUACCAGAAAUUAUGGAUUUAUUGUUGUCAGUUUGACAGAAUUUGACAACCAGUAUUAUCCACUGCAAAUUUAACCUAUUCGUUUGAUUAGCACCACCACAUUGGGUAAUUUUAUUGGGGAGUUUCAAUAAAAAUAUUAUUAUUUUGUGCUACGUAAUGUCACAAGCGAUAAUAUGAAACGAUGUAUUACAAUAUUGAUAUUUUGUCCCAUACCUAGUGAUCAUGGCUAGUAUAUGGUGUAAGAAGUGAGUUAUGGCAUAACAUACUUUACAGUUAUCAAAGAAAAAUCAGGGAAAUUUAGUUUAAAUGUACAAAAUGCAAAUUUAAAUACGUUCUUCAGCUUUCGAGCUCUACGCUAUGAUAUGUGAUCUGAAAACCCAUGUGACUGUGAGAGUGCGAGAAUGUGAAGAUUGUGAAGUGACUGAAGCACAAGGCGCUGUGAGUUGGCACCGUGAUGCGUAUCGAGAACUAUGCACUAUUGACCCCAGCCAGAGUUCCUCUCUGCAAACCUCUACAAGCACUUGCAAUGCAGUCCGUGUCUGUCUGUGGAUGAGCUGCCCUUAGCUGUUAGAACAUCUUUCACACAGUCGAUAGCGACUCCAGCAAUCACCUGUGGAGUAGUUGAACCUCUCUCUGUUGUGGCACAGUUACUAUCUGUGUUAUUGUGUUUACCUGCACUGAGUACCAUCAGACACUAAUAGUGCUGUAAUCUACAGUAUUAUAAUCACCCACACAUUAUAAACACUUGGGUUUUCAGCUUUUGUGGAAUAAUCAGGAGUGUGGAAUCGUGUUGAAGCACAUUGUGUUUGUGUGUGUGAGAGAGAGCUGACUGAGUGAGUGUGUGUGGUGGAGUAUUUAGAAGAUGAUCUGGAGGAGACUUUAUAUGGGACUGAAUUCAGGCCUUUGAUAUGCAAUAUCUCUAAACCAGGAUUUAUCAAUAAAAUAUUUAAAACCUGACACAAA
Molecule: messenger RNA, 2722 nt
Organism: Astyanax mexicanus (Mexican tetra)
Lineage: Eukaryota; Metazoa; Chordata; Actinopteri; Characiformes; Acestrorhamphidae
Gene: setd7
Product: SET domain containing 7, histone lysine methyltransferase
Exons: 8
Coding region: 154-1275 (373 amino acids)
Biological process (GO): regulation of DNA-templated transcription
Cellular component (GO): chromosome
Molecular function (GO): protein binding; histone H3K4 monomethyltransferase activity
Source: RefSeq, a predicted model, not a curated record